Molecule: messenger RNA, 918 nt
Organism: Podospora pseudocomata
Lineage: Eukaryota; Fungi; Ascomycota; Sordariomycetes; Sordariales; Podosporaceae
Exons: 3
Coding region: 1-918 (305 amino acids)
Biological process (GO): RNA splicing
Cellular component (GO): precatalytic spliceosome
Source: RefSeq, a predicted model, not a curated record
AUGGCGGACAGAAACCACGGCAGCUCCCGUCGCGGAGGCGAUAGAUCACACUAUGAUAACAGAGACAGAGACAGAGACAGAGAUCGCCGUCGCGACCAAGACAGGCGCAGAGACCGCGACGACGAUAAGAGCAGACAUCACCACCACGAUCGGUCAUCGCGCGAUCAUUACGGGAGAGACAGAGACAGAGACAGAGACAGGGACAGAGACAGAGAUAGAGACAGAGAUAGCAGAAGAUACCGCUCUGGAUCAAGAGACAGAAAUGACCGCAGGCGAUCACGUUCUCCCCGAGGCGACAACAGGCGAGAUGACAGGGGCAAAGGGUAUCGUCAACGGGAUGAGCCGAGAGGAGACAGGGAGAAGGAUCGAGGAAAUAACACCCCAGGUAAUGCUGAGACUUUAGGCAGCGAGAAACCACCCACCAAAGAACUUCAACCUCCCCAGCGCCGCCCCCCACCAGUCGGCUCCCCCAGUCGCUCAGAAAGCCCCGACAGAGGCUUCGACCGCGAAUUUGGUGGCAACAAACCCACGGAAACACUCCCCACCCGCUCCAAACCAACCAGCACCAACGCGUCGACCCCUGUCGCAGCACCUGUUUCUUUCAAGGUUAAGCCACGGGACGAUCAUGACGGGACAUACUCUCGAGGCCGUAGCGAGGAACACGACGAGUACCACCAGUCAAGAGGGCGGUUCGAUGCCGACCCUAUGGAUGAGGACGAGGAAGACGACGUUGUCGUCGAGGACGACGGGCUGGACGACAUGGCUGCUAUGAUGGGCUUUGGCGGGUUUGGCACGACGAAGGGAAAGAAGGUUACUGGAAACAAUGUGGGAGCGGUCAAGAAGGAGAAGAAGACGGAGUAUCGCCAGUACAUGAACCGGGUUGGUGGUUUCAACAGGCCUCUGAGUCCCCCUCGUUAG